Messenger RNA from Solea solea (common sole), 1719 nucleotides. RefSeq names its product guanine deaminase (gene gda). Gene Ontology annotation, molecular function: zinc ion binding; guanine deaminase activity. Gene Ontology annotation, biological process: guanine catabolic process. The transcript is spliced from 14 exons. The coding region runs from base 131 to 1486 and encodes 451 amino acids. Lineage: Eukaryota; Metazoa; Chordata; Actinopteri; Pleuronectiformes; Soleidae. Gene Ontology annotation, cellular component: cytosol. The record is from RefSeq and is a predicted model, not a curated record.
UGGUGGUGGAGUUCUCUCUGGAUAAAAGCCCUUCUCCUACACGCAGGUGUCUCUCUGUCUGUGUGUCUCUCUGUGUCUCUGUGUGUCUCUGUGUCCCACUGCUGCUGCUGCUGCCGAUCUACAGAAGAGGAUGGCAAACACCGACAGAACCGCGAUUUCCCACGUCUUCAGGGGAACAUUUAUCCACGCGACCCAGAAGACAGCGGUGCAGAUCCUAGAAGACGCGCUCGUGGGAGUGGACACGGAGGGGAAGGUGGCUUUCAUUGGAAAAGGCGACAAACUCGACACGCUCUCGCGGACGUUUGGAUUCAGCCCGCGUGAAGUCACACAACUGACACAACAUGAGUUCUUCAUGCCCGGGAUGAUAGACAGCCACAUUCACGCGUCCCAGUACAGCUAUGCUGGUACAGCUCUGGACUUGCCGUUACUGCAGUGGCUCAGCACCUACACCUUCCCUGUGGAGUCUCGCUUCAAAGAUCUGGAGUUUGCCAAAAAGGUCUACACUCAAGUCGUGAAAAGAACCCUGAGAAACGGAACAACCACUGCGUGUUACUUUGCCACCAUUCACACAGACGCCUCUCUGCUGCUGGGCCAGAUAGCAAAUGAAUUUGGACAGCGUGCCCUGGUGGGUAAAGUGUGUAUGGACAGAAACAAUUCAGUGAAGCAUUACAGAGAGACCACACAGGAGUCUCAAGAGGAAACCUGUCGGUUCAUCGUGGAGCUCUUAAACAAAAAGUAUCCUCUCGUGAAGCCAGUAGUGACUCCACGCUUCGCUCCAUCCUGCACAGGAGCUUUGCUCGGACAACUGGGAUCAAUCGCUAAGAAUAACCACCUGCACAUUCAGAGUCACGUCAGUGAAAACAUCGAGGAGGUGAACCUCGUGAAGGAGCUGUUCCCCGAGUCGGAGUCGUACACAGACGUCUAUCACAAAUACAACCUGCUCACUGACAAAACAGUGUUGGCCCACGGCUGCCACCUCACUGACAAAGAGCUGGAUCUGCUGAGAGAGACGGGAGCCUCCUUGUCUCACUGUCCCAGCUCCAACUUUUCAUUGUGCAGUGGUGUGUUAAAUGUCCGAAAUGUCCUGAACCGCAAAGUGAAGUUGGGUCUGGGAACAGAUGUGGCAGGAGGCUACUCCGCUUCGAUGCUGGACGCUGUGAGGAGAACGUUGGACGCGUCGAAGGUCCUGACCAUCCAGGACCCAGACCAUGACACGCUCACCUUUGAGGAGGUUUUCAGACUGGCUACACUGGGAGGAAGCCAAGCUUUGUCCCUGGAUGACCAAACGGGGAAUUUUGUCGUGGGCAAAGACUUUGAUGCCCUGAGGGUGAAUGUAGCUGCACCCGGGGCACCAAUCGACCUGAUACAGAGUGAAGAACCAAAGAUUCUGUUGGAAAAAUUCUUAAAUUUGGGUGAUGAUCGUAACAUAGUGGAGGUGUUUGUGGCCGGGAGGAGGGUUGUGCCUUUCGCAGAGCCAGCGGAGUAAACUCACCUCCACCUGUGUUGGAGACUCUACCCUUGUUAUCUUCAGCGUUGUAAAAACUCACCACUGAUGCUCUGCCCUCCCUUCCCCUAUCUGGCCAUGUGCAUUGUUUUUUGACGGAGCCGGUGCUUUUAAAAUCUCGCCAUUUCAAAAAAAUCUAUCUAAUCUAAUAGAGACUGCUGCCAGCCGGCAAGGUUUAAGUGUGUGUGUGUCGUGCCUUUAGGCGAUCCGUGUUC